Messenger RNA from [Torrubiella] hemipterigena, 844 nucleotides. NCBI's taxonomy places the organism in Eukaryota, Fungi, Ascomycota, Sordariomycetes, Hypocreales, Clavicipitaceae. The record is from the annotation of a GenBank genome assembly.
UGUCGAUGCGCUAUUUUAAACCGCAGGCCUCAGCGGCCUUGCACUGCCUCGUAAAAGGCGCGUUGUUUGCGAGGUUCCUCAACGAGGAACGGAGCUCAAGAAAUCGCUUUUCUUGUCGAGUUUAAAUAGCAGCUGGACAUCAGCAAACUGGCGAUUCUUCCUUAAGAAACAUCAAAGAAUAGAUACCGAGUUCAACAAAUUACUACGAGAACUUGACCAACAAUUUCAGCUUGACAGCACUCAGUCAUGACCUACAAGUUCACUGCCCAGCAAGUCGGGGUCAUGGUCGAUCGUGAUGAGGAUUGUUUUCUCCAAGCCAGCCUAGCUGAACAUGUUGAUGGAACAGGCUUCACAUUAAAUUUUCAAUGCGGUUCCGAAGAACCAGAUGACCAAGAUAUUGACUUGGGAAUGGACUCGCACUGUCUCAUAAUGGAAGAUCAGCGGACGGCAUACGGCUGCGUUGAAUCAGCGUGUCUCAUAGACAAUGUCUUGCGCAUCACUCUUCGUCCUGAGCACGUGGCUAUUUUUGAGCUUACAGACGCCGAAAUUGAAGCAACAAUUAUUGCAUCGCCUACACAGCUUAACCAAUUUCGUGAAGUUCUUGGCGAGAUUUUCAGAUAUGGGCGGGAGAGUGCCCAGCCUACCAAGACCGGUGUAUAGAUAGAGGUACGGGGAGGUAAUUACAGAGGUUGCGAGCGACUAGCCAUGUGUAAGUACUUCGAAGUUCUGUGUUUAAAAUAGGGUGUUCAUUGAAUAAGUCCAAUUUAGCUAGUUGGUAGAUUAAAAUAGAGUAAUUACCAUCGUUUAUGUUAGUAAUAGAUUGACAACUCGAGUAUAUACGACG